Molecule: messenger RNA, 1320 nt
Organism: Zasmidium cellare ATCC 36951
Lineage: Eukaryota; Fungi; Ascomycota; Dothideomycetes; Mycosphaerellales; Mycosphaerellaceae
Exons: 1
Coding region: 1-1320 (439 amino acids)
Molecular function (GO): oxidoreductase activity
Source: RefSeq, a predicted model, not a curated record
AUGGCGACAUCGACAAAAAUACUCCUCCCCGAGGGCAAUAAGCCUGACUCCUCAGAGACCGCAUCGAGACUGCUACAGGACAACCACGAGCUGCACCACAUGUUCUUCAACGGCGAAGGCUUCCACAACCAUAUCAACCACGGCCUCCUCACGCUCUGGGCUCUUGAAGCCUCUCCUACCAAUAUCGAGAAGUUCUACGACCUGAACAAAGUCUUUCAGCGGCCUCAGGAACCCGCUGAUCAGAAGUUGAGUCUCGACUUGGCUGAUGUUGAGACGUUCAUGGAAUAUAUGGGAGAUGACAAGUACUACAAAGCGUAUCUUGAUUUCUUCUCGCAGGAGAUUACCAGCACAAGCUGGCAGGAAGUACUGCAGAAGUACCUCUUCGCGAGGGACAAGCGGGCGGAUACGAUGCUCGUUCGUCUGUUCGACAGCUUCCUUCAUCCUCUGAUUCAUGUUGGGUUCGGCGUUGAGUUUGAGCAGCCGGCGAUUAUUGCUGAAGCGCUAGCUCAGACGGCUUGUCAUCAAGAAUGGAUUCAAGAGCUGCUUUUGCCAGCCGAAGCACUGUCCAGAGCUGGAUGUGCAUCAAAGAAUGUAGCUGAGCUCUUGGAUGCGGUCGGAGCGGAUGAUCUAAUCCUUCAAGCACCCCAUUGGAACGAUCACGACAAGAUCCACGAAGGGAUCCUUGAUCGUGCCGGCGAUAGGAUGGUUCACUACCUGGCGCAGGUACAGGUCAAGCCCGAAGACCUUCUAGCAAGGACGGCCGAAAUGAUCAACGCAGCCGCCUACCUCACAGCCGGCGCCCAGCGGUCUGGCAAAGACGUCAAAUUCGACUUCUACCUCCUCCACUGCCUGACCUCGGCGAUGUUCUUCACCAACUUCCUAGAACAAUCCUGGCUCAGCGAUACCAACAAAGCCCGCCUGCUGGAAUGGAAAAUCCGCAUGGAUCUGGUGAUGUAUGCUUCGAGAAAGUCGCCAGCUCUUCACAUCACCUCCAUUCGAAAUCACGAAGCAAAGCAUGCUUCUGACUGGGAAGACAUCAAACGUCGGGUCUGUCUCAUUCCCGAUGACGGACAUGCGUCUAAGGUUAUUCGAGCGAUCGCUCAUAGUCACAAGGUCUGCAAGCCGUAUCAGUCUGGGGAAGCUUAUCGGCUGAAGGAUGGUGAUUGGCAUCAGCUUGCGCUCAUGGCGAUCGAUUCGAUUGAGAUUGAAGGAGAAGAGGACCAUAUUCAGUUUGACGGUCCCGGGAAGGCUUGGGUUCGGUCUGCUGGGUUUGAUGAAGCUUGGGUGGAUAUACCGGACCAAGUCAAAGUAGAGAGUUAG